Molecule: messenger RNA, 728 nt
Organism: Gopherus evgoodei (Goodes thornscrub tortoise)
Lineage: Eukaryota; Metazoa; Chordata; Testudines; Testudinidae
Product: PHD finger protein 21A-like
Exons: 4
Coding region: 217-456 (79 amino acids)
Source: RefSeq, a predicted model, not a curated record
UGCUGUGCAGCCUGAGUAGUUGUUUCUUUCGAUUGUUGUUGUGGUUUUUUUUUUUAAAUUGCGCUGCUCGGGGUGGGCUUGUCUGAGGGGGGGGCUGGUUUGUGGCCGCGGAGAAAAAACCAACAACCCCCCCUCCCCGAGAGCCAACGGAACAAAAACAAAAGAAACUUCGCCGGGUUCCGAAAGUGGCAGCAAAGUGCCGGGCAAGUUGCAGGGAUGGAGCUACAGAGCUUGCAAGAGGCGUUAAAAGUGGAAAUCCAGUGUCACCAGAAACUAGUUGCACAGAUGAAGCAAGAUCCACAGAACGGUGAUCUUAAGAAACAAAUCCAUGAAAGGCAAUCAAGAAUAGCAGCUCUUAAUGAAAAACAAGAAAUUACGUUUCGCCCGAAACUGGUUUGCACUGGACUACCUGGAGCUUGCAGUUCUGAAUUCCUUGCCACUCAGACCUCCCAAUGAGCGCGUAAAUUGCAGGAGUUCUGGGAACAGCGCCUUAGUGUGUAUUCACACAAAACUUGCUGAGGGGAGAGGCUUCAGAAUCAUUCAGGUACCUAUUUGCAACAUUGACCUACUUUAGAAAGAUUCUCUUUGGAAGAAUCUGUAUGUGUGGGAUUGUCAGUGCCAGUUUCCCCAAUCUCAAGAUCUGUUUCAUUUGACAGUAUGAGAAGUACAUUCCCUCAUACUUCUCUCACAUAAGAAAAUGUUCUCUUUUUUAAAUAAAAGGUGAAUAC